Molecule: messenger RNA, 1605 nt
Organism: Phodopus roborovskii (desert hamster)
Lineage: Eukaryota; Metazoa; Chordata; Mammalia; Rodentia; Cricetidae
Product: zinc finger protein 419-like
Biological process (GO): regulation of cytokine production; regulation of immune system process; negative regulation of transcription by RNA polymerase II
Source: RefSeq, a predicted model, not a curated record
AGUAUCCUGCUCCGUCUGGGCAGGUGUAUCCACUUCCUGGCGCUUGAUCCUAUCUGAACUACAUUGUCCAGAAGACAUUACUCCGAGCUCAGCCAAUGCAAAUGAGCGUUUCGGUGACGACAAAACGACGCUGGGCGGGACUUUUGGCUUUGCGUGCAGGAGAUUUCUUUGAAACUUUCUGGAUCUGUCAGUCUGGUUCACAGAACAUUGGUUUCAUCUGCAUUGGUCAUGGCAGGAAAACGGGAGAGUUAGAAGCGUUUGUCUUCUGUCACGGAGACGGAUCUGAGGUUUGAGACGACCCGUGUGACCUGAUCGAGGCUUGGAGUAAGGAAUGGCCAUGUCCCUGGGCCCCGCCGGCCAGUGGAGCCCGAUGGUGAUCGUGGAGGCUGCGGGUGGAGCUCUGCCCCAGGUUUCCCAUUACUCAAUGAAGCCUCCCAACCAGGAAGAGGGCUGUGUGUCCUUUGAGGACGUGGCUGUGUACUUCUCCUGGGAGGAAUGGAAGCUGCUAGAUGAUUCCCAAAGGCUCCUGUACCAGACUGUGAUGAUGGAGAUCUUUACACUCAUGUCCUCGCUGGGACUUAUACCUUCUGGGAUCCAUGGCAUCACUCAGCUAGAGCCUUGGGGAGGGCCCUCUGUGCCUGCAUUGAGAUUCCUGACUCCAGGUUGUUGGAUCAAAGUGGAGAGUGAAGCACCCCCCUUUGAGCAGAGUCUUCCCAAGGAAGGAGAGCUUAAUUCAUCCAUGCUCCAACAGCCCAUGCUGAGCCAUGCUGAGACACCCUUGCUAAGUGCAGACAAUGCAAUGAUCCUCCAGACUUCCUCAGGUCUUCCCGGGCACCAGGUGACUUACACUGUCGGGAGCGCUGAGAGUGGAGAGGCCAUUCCCACUGAGAAGAGGAGCUGCAUUUGCAGUGACUGUGGCAAAGUCUUUACUAGUACAUCCCACCUUAAUCGGCACCGGAUGAUACACACUGGAGAAAAGCCUUUCCAGUGCAGUGAAUGUGGCAUGUCCUUCAGCCAAAAAGCCUUUCUCAUUAAGCAUUUCAGAAUUCACACCGGGGAAAAGCCUUUCAGGUGCAGUGAAUGUGGCAAAGCCUUCAAGCAUAAUAUCUCCCUCGUUUCUCAUCAGCGAGUUCACACAGGAGAAACGCCUUUUACGUGCAGUGAAUGUGGGAAAUCGUACAUGACCAGAUCCAACCUAACACGUCAUUAUCAGAUUCAUAGUGGAGAAAAGCCUUACACUUGUGGGGAAUGCGGGAAAGCCUUUAAGGAAAAAUCCAGCCUUGUUUAUCAUGCCCGAGUUCACACGCGGGAAAGGCCUUUCCAGUGCAGCGAGUGUGGUAAAUCCUUCAGCCAAAAAGCCUUUCUCCUUAAGCAUUUCAGAGUUCACACCGGGGAAAAGCCUUAUAGAUGCAGUGAAUGUGGCAAAGCCUUCAAGCAUAACUGCUUCCUGGUUGCUCACCAGCGAGUGCACACAGGAGAAACACCUUUUACGUGCAGUGAAUGCGGGAAAUCUUACAUGAACAGAUCAAGCCUUUUAUAUCAUUAUCGAGUUCAUACUGGAGAAAAGCCUUAGCGUGCAGCAAAUGCGGAAAAUCAUUUAAGAAA